Molecule: messenger RNA, 9706 nt
Organism: Betta splendens (Siamese fighting fish)
Lineage: Eukaryota; Metazoa; Chordata; Actinopteri; Anabantiformes; Osphronemidae
Gene: igf2r
Product: insulin-like growth factor 2 receptor
Exons: 51
Coding region: 95-7570 (2491 amino acids)
Biological process (GO): lysosomal transport
Cellular component (GO): trans-Golgi network
Molecular function (GO): signaling receptor activity; D-mannose binding
Source: RefSeq, a predicted model, not a curated record
ACGCGGCGCAGUCACUUCCUAUUGAUGUGAUCGGGCGCAGACUGCUGUAUCAUGUCCUCCUAGUUCGCCUCCUCCGCGCACCCCAGCUCUCAGCAUGUUCCCGCUCCGUGCGCGUCUCACGCGCCUGCUUUGCUUCGUGGCGGCGUUGGCGCCGGCGUGUGCGGCGGUUCGGUCCCGAUCCACGCAGGACGGGAGCAGCCCGUGGUACCGGGACCUCUGCAGUUAUAAAUGGGAGGCCAUAGACCAGGACCGUAAAGUGAGCUACACAUUCAGACUCUGUGACUCUUCGCCACCGACCCGCUGUGACGACACCACCGCCGUGUGUGCGGAGAAGCUCGGCACCAAAGCAAAGCAGCCCGUUGGUGAGCUGUCCCUGCUCACAGCGUCCGGCUCCAUGCUGGAAUACAACAGCACCGAGAGAUGUCCAGAAGCCAGUAACAACGUUCAGACCAGUAUCAGCUUCCAGUGUGGGACCACUAUGGGGACCCCAGAGUUUGUGACCUUGUCUCAGUGUGUGCAUUACUUUGAGUGGAGGACCUACGCUGCCUGCAAGAAAGACAUGUUCAAACCGCACACAGAGGUGCCCUGCUACGCGUUCGACUCGGACUGGAAGAAGCACGACCUGAACCCUCUGAUCAGACUCAAUGAUGGCUAUCUGGUGGAUGAUGGGGACGACAGCGUCGACUUCUACAUCAACAUCUGCCGCAGUCUCAACCGUCCAGACGCAUCGUGUUCAGAGGGCUCUGCAGCUUGUCUCGUUAUCGGUGAGGUCUCCUACAGUAUGGGCUCUCCGUCCAAACCGCUGGAGCUGCUGUCCAACGAUCGACUACGGCUACAGUAUGAACUCAGUGGUCAUACAGCUGUUCCAGACAUCUGCAGCGGCCACAAUCCUGCCGUCACCAUAACUUUCUUAUGUCCCUCAAGCCGACAUUCGGCCAGCGCUCCAAAGAUGACGGCAAAGUCCAACUGUCGCUACGAGGUGGAGUGGGCGACGGAAUACGCCUGUCACAGAGACUAUCUGGAGAGUCACAACUGCAAACUGACCAGCGAGCAGCACGACAUCUCCAUCGACCUGACGCCUCUCAUCCUGAGCUCCUCUGAGAGUCCGUACUUCGCAGACACUGAGAGCAGUGAUGGCGCUGACAGCUACACCUACUACCUGAACGUGUGUGGGCGGCUCACCACAAACGAAUGUGGCGAGGAACCCUUUAUAUCGUCCUGCCAGAUGAAAAGCAACAAGGAUGUGAAGAAAGUGGCUGGAAGAUAUCAGAACCAGACGCUACGUUACUCUGAUGGAGAUUUGACUCUGAUUUACCCAGAUGGAGACAAAUGCUCCAGCGGCUUCCAGAGGAUGACCAUCAUCCAAUUUGAGUGCAACAAGACCGCUACACAACAUGGAAGAGGGAGUCCUGUUUUUAAAGGCGAGACCGACUGCACCUACAACUUCGUGUGGGAGACGGCCUUCGCCUGUGUCAAGGAGAAGGAGGAUGUAUUGUGUCGCACCAGAGCUGGCAACAAACACUACGACCUGUCGCCUCUGACCAGAUACCCCGGGUCAGAUGUCAGUGAGAACUGGGGGGUGGUUGAUGCCAGAGCUUCAGGGACAAAAUCGCGUUUCUAUCUGAACGUGUGUCACAAAGUCAUUCCGAGCGGAGAUGCUGCUGGCUGCCCGGUGAACGCCUCCAUCUGUUCCGUGGAUAAGAAUAAUCGCUUUAUUAGCCUCGGCAGCUUCCUUUCAUCUCCUCAGACCACUAAAACAGGAAAUGACAUCAGACUGGUCUACACUGACGGAAGCUUUUGUGGUGAUGGAAAGAGGAGAAUCCAAACCAUCCUGACCCUCAAGUGCAAACCAGGAGACCUUGACAGUCCUCCUGUGCUUCGCAGCAUCACGUCUGAUGGAUGUGUGUACGAGUUGGAGUGGUACACUGCUACUGCAUGCGUCCUCUCAAAGACAAAGGGAGACCACUGUAAGGUGGACGAUCCUCAAGCUGGGUUUUCCUUUGACCUGUCACCUCUCUCCAAAGCCGACGGCGGCUUCUACAACCUGACCAGUGGAAACUACAAGUACUACAUAAAUGUCUGUGGCGCUGUCAAAGUUGACAAGUGUCCUGAAAAAUCUGGUGCAUGUCAGGUUGAAGCCAGUGCUUGGAGUCUCGGGGAGGCAAACUCCCAGUUGUCCUACUAUGACGGCCUCAUCCAGCUGACCUACAGCAACGGCUCCCAGUACAACAACAAUGAACACACGCGCAGAUCAACCCUCAUCUCCUUCCUCUGUGAUCCAGAGGCUGGUGCUGGAAAGCCUGAAUUUCAGGUUGAGGACAACUAUACAUAUAACUUCCGUUGGUAUACAUCGUAUGCUUGUCCUGAAAGGCCUCAUGAGUGUAUAGUCACAGAUCCCAUCACUUUUGAGCAGUAUGACUUAUCCAGCUUAUCUCGCUCCACCUCGAGUAGAAACUGGCAAGUAAUGGAUCUGUCUGACCCGGCGAACCGGAAGAAGUACUACAUCAACGUUUGUCGUCCCAUCAACCCUGUGACUGGCUGCGAUCGCCAUGCGUCCGUCUGCCAGAUGAAGUACAUAAAUGAUCAGGGUUCUCCGAAGGAAGUAGUAUCAGUCAGUAACAUGGGUCUGUCCAAGCGAGGACCGAUCAUAGAAGAGCGGGACCAGUUGUUGUUGGAGUUCACAGACGGCUCUGUCUGCACGUCAGAUGGCCAAAAUCUCUCCUAUACCACUCACAUCCACCUGGUGUGCUCCAGAGGAACUGUGUCGAGCAGCCCACAGUUCCUCAUGAUGAAGAACUGCACUGCGAGCUUCAGGUGGGAAACCAGGGCAGCCUGUGCCAUCAGAACAACCAAAAACAGCAGCUGUGCUGUGGUCGACCCCAAUACGGGCUUGGAAUUAAACCUGCAGCCUUUGGCUUCAAAGAGCAGAUACAACGUGAGCGGCAACGGCAAAGAGUUCCUGGUGAAUAUCUGCUCAGAUGUGCCAGAAUGCGGGUCCGGCAUGGCCGGCUGUGAGCUGGAAAGCGGGAGUCCCACCAGUGCAGUGGGAGUGGAGCGGAGCCUCCAGUACUCCACAGACGGCCUGCUUCAGCUCAUGUACAAGGGAGCCCUGGACAAGCCCUCAGCAACACGGGACACCUUCACCAUUAACUUCGUGUGUGAUCCAAACUCCCACCCUGGUGUGUUAAAAUUUCUGAACGAGGAGAUGAACACUCUGUCCACGCACGUGGACCACGAUGUCUUGUUCGAGUUCUCCACUGCUCUGGCCUGUCUGCCUGCUCCGGUGGACUGCGAGUUCAGUGACUCUCAUGGUAAUGAGUAUGACCUGAGUCAUCUGAUCCGGAGCGGAGAUGACAGCCCCUGGAUUCCAAUUACUCCGGAUCCGAGCAAACGUUUCAGCUUUUACAUUAAUGUCUGCAAACCGCUUCCCCGAGGAACCAACUGUCCAGUGGGUCCAUUGGGCGCGUGUGGUGAGAUCGAUGGAAAAAAAUUCAACCUGGGAUACAUCCAGUCCACCCCACAGGUAGCAGAGGACGGCACCAUCAGCAUUGUGUACCAGAAUGGAGACCCAUGUGAUUCAUCCCACCACUACUCAACGCGUAUCAUCUUCCUGUGUGAUGAAAACCCAGGUUCCCCUAUGUUCGACCGUAAAGACGGAUGUGAGUUUGUCUUCAUCUGGAGGACCUCUGAAGCCUGUCCCAUCAAGAAGUCCCUAGGUAGAGACUGCCGGGUUCGUGACCCAAGGAGCAGCUAUGAGUUUGAUCUGAGCUCUUUGAAGGGAAAGGAUUUCUCCGUCAAGAAUAACAAGUACACGUACCUUCUGUCAAUCUGUGGGGGACUCCAAAAAGACGUCUGCACCCCCCGUGGCAACGGCUCAGGGUCUGUGGCCUCCUGCCAGGUGGAUGGACAGAACCACAAGACUGCAGGGAUGGCAAACCAGGAUCUAAUUUAUGUGGGAGAGCAGCUCAUCUUAAACUACACCGAUGGAUCAACCUGCCAUAAAAUAUACAAACGAUCCACCGAGAUUUACUUCAGCUGCCACCCUGAGCGGCACCCUGGAAUGCCUGAGUUCAUCAAGGAGACUCCAGAGUGCACCUACCUGUUCAGCUGGCCCACUGCACUGGCCUGCAUCCCAGUCAAAACCACAAGCUGCUCCUACAAUGACGGCCUGGGCCACUCAUACGAUCUCUCCUCGCUGGCCGUGGACUCUCGAAACUGGGUGGCUGAGCUUCCGACUGAAGACACAAGGCAAACAUUUUACAUCAAUGUGUGCAGAUCGCUGGUGCAGCAGAAUGGUUCAUGGAAGUGCCCGUCCAGUGCAGCGGCCUGCGUCAAGCUCAGAGAUGAGUAUGUGAGCUUGGGGCAGGUGACGUCUGGUCCCACAUGGGAUGGAAAUGUCCUCAGCCUGCAGUACAGCAGUGGGCAGGCCUGCCCCGACGGAGAGCGCAACAGGAGCAGCAUCAUCCGCUUCAAGUGCGACAAAGACAAAGGGGACUCCCGGCCGGUUUUCAUCUCAUCUAUUGAGGACUGCGUAUACACGUUUCUGUGGCUAACAGCUGCUGCCUGCCCUCUGAACAGCACUCAGCACGACGACUGCAGGGUCACCAACCCGGCUACAGGUCAUUUGUUUGACCUUAACUCACUGACAAAGGAAGGUGGCUACACGGUGUAUGCGCAGCAGGAAGACAGGAAAAUGUUCCGUAUGAACAUCUGUGGGAGCGUGAGCAACACCGGAUGCAGUCCUGAAACCGCUGUGUGCAUUAAGGACUCCUCCACGGCCACGAGCGGUGGCCAGGUGAGCAGAAAGCUCUCGUACAAGGAUCAUGUUGUGGAGCUGAUGUAUGAAGGAGGAAGCCCCUGCCCAGCAAACCCUGAGCUCAAACACAGCACCAUCAUCCACUUUAUCUGCAGGCCACCUAACAUGCCUUCAGCAGUCGUGGAGCCAGUCCUCAUUGACUCCAAUGCUGACACCUGUACACACACCUUCUCUGUCCACACCACCCUGGUCUGCGAACAGCCUGUGAAGUGUUCAGUCAAGAACGGCUCCUCACUCAUAGACCUGACUCCUCUCAUUCAUAUCAACGGUUACUACACUGCCACAGAUGAGGCAGUGGACCAAAAUAAUGAUUCUCCAGACUUCUACAUCAAUGUCUGCCUGCCUUUAAACCCCAUCCCAGGGGUCACCUGCCCCCCCGGAGCUGCUGUCUGUAUGGAUCCUGAUGACGGACCCCCAGUGGACAUCGGGCGGACUACCAGUGGUCCUGAGCUCAACAGUGCGACAGGUGAGGUGUUCAUCACCUACAGCAGCUCGACUCCGUGCGCAGCUGAUUCUCAGCAGAACUACACGUCAACCAUUAUCUUCACCUGCCAGAGAGGCCUUGAGCUGGGCUCCCCACAAAUGCUAAGGCAGCAGGAAUGUGUCUAUUUGUUUGAAUGGGCCACACCUUUAGUCUGUUCAGAUGCUACCACCACCGAAGGCUGCCAGCUCACCGACUCCCAGCUGCAGUUCACCUUUAACAUGUCAGUCCUCACUGGUGAAGUACAGGUGCCAGGGUCCAGCAACUUCCACAUCAACGUCUGCGGCGCCGUGUCGGAGCCGCUCUGUAAGAAGAGCGCGGUCUGCGAGCUGUCGGGUUCAGCUUCAGAACGAACAGCGUCUUCAUUUGGGAUCACUGGAGCCAUGACCAUGGACUUUAAGCAUGAAGAGCAGGGCGUACUGAUGCAGUACGGAGGGGGAGACCCCUGUCCACCAGUGACGGCUGAGGGUGAUGCAUGCGUGUUCCCCUUCACUUUCAUGGGCAAAUCAUAUACAUCGUGCACAAACGAAGGAAGGACAGAUGGCAAAAAGUGGUGUGCCACCACUGCAAACUAUGACACAGAUGGGAAGUGGGGGUUGUGCAUUACAGGGUCUGGUAAACGUCAGUCCUCCAUCCUUUUCACCUGCGACCACAAUGCAGGUCACGGCCUCCCACAGCUGGUUGCAGAGACCGAACGCUGCUCGGCCACCUUCCAGUGGAAGACCAGUGCAGUUUGUCCCCCAAGGAAGAUGGAGUGUAAGCUGGUCAGCCAGCAUAAGACCUUCGACCUCCGAGGCCUCUCCUCCCUCACAGAGCCAUGGAAGUUAAACCACCAGGGAGAUGCAUAUUACGUCAACCUGUGUCAGGGGAUCCACGGUGGAUUAACAGACUGUCCUGAAGGAGCCACGGUGUGUCGACACACGGCAGAAGGACAGACCCAGACCCUGGGUCGCGUUUACACUCAGAGCAUGGAAUACACCGAUGGGAAGAUCUUUGUCAACUAUUCAGCGGGAGACGACGUCUGUGGAAACGGCCUGAAGGCAAAGACUGUGAUCCAGCUGAGCUGUGGCACCGUGUUCGGACACCCAGCACUGCUCAGGUUUGAUAAGGACGCAUGUGAGUUUGUGUUGGGCUGGGAGACUCGGUCGGCGUGUGCCGUGAAGCCGCAGGAGGUGGAGAUGGUGAACGGGACGGUUCGUGUUCCUGACACCGGAGUCUACCUCAGCCUGGGAGCGCUGUACUUCAGUCACCAUCAAGCUUCUGGAGACAUCCGUCCCAACGGCGACCGCUACAUCUACCACAUCCAGUUGUCUGGCAUCACAAACGACUCCAUUGAUCCCAACUGUGUUGGUGCCAACAUCUGCCAGGUCAAACUCAAUAAUUCCUACAGACGCAAGAUUGGCUCGUCCAACAAAGCCAAGUACUACGUCAAAGGGGGGAACCUGGAUGUGACGGUGCCGUCAGAGUCCAAGUGUGGACGGGAGAAAACCAAGAAAGUGUCGUCCACAAUCAUGUUCCACUGCAGCCCGACGGCUGGAAUCGGCUUCCCUGAGUUCAAGCUGGAGACAGACGAGUGCCAGUACCUGUUUGUGUGGCACACGCAGGCUGUGUGUGGUCUGAUAACUGUUAACACGCAGUCAGACGACGACGGGGACAAAUCUGGGGCUGUGUCCAAUCGGAGCCAUGCGCUGGGGGUGCUGCUCUUCCUCCUGCUGGGGGCCAUCACCUGUCUGCUGGGGCUCUUACUCCACAAAAGGGAGCGGAGGGAGCUCGUCAUGCAGAAAGUUGCUGGUUGUUGUAGGAGAGGAAAUCAAGUCUCCUAUAAAUAUUCUAAGGUCAACAUGGAUGAAGAGGGGGGCGAGGAGGAGAUGGAGUGGCUGAUGGAGGAGCUGGAACCACCUCCCGCCUCCACGUCCUCCCACCGCGGAAAGACCAACGUCGCCAACGGUCACAUCACGACCAAAGCGGUGAACACCGACGGCCUGCGCACCUUCUCCUUGGACGAGCAGGAGGACGACAGCGAGGACGAGGUGCUGAGCGUGCCGGGGGUGCGGGUGCUCAAGUCGUCUGCAGCCUCCAGGCAGGCUGCCGCCCACCGCAGUGCCUUGCUCCAGGAGGAGAGCGACGAGGACCUGGUCGGUCUCCUGGACGAGUGCGACCGGAGGAGGAAGAGCAGCAAACCUCGCUCCUCGGGCCUGAGCCACGCUAACAGCAGGGCCGCCAACAGGAAGCGGGACGAGGACGACAGUGACGAGGACCUGCUCCGGGUGUGACGCACCUCCUCCUCUGUGAGCCUCCAUCCAGUCUGAACUCUUCUCUCUCAGUGAAUGUCUCCAAAACAGCAACAAGAGCGAAGCACCUGCAGCGUUUUGAAACCUUUGGUUUUUACUCGGCCUCCACUGACUCUGUCCUCUUCACUGUCCACAGACUGUCGACUCAGCUUCUUUUUAUUUAUUGACAAGUGAUUUAUUUAAAUUGUUCCUUUGGCCAUUUGGACUUAUUUCCUCUGAACUCUUGCCACAUUUAUCUAGUAACGACCUAACAGGCCUGUUGAGACUCCAGAAAUCAGCCAAAGAAGCACACGGAGCAUCUACAUGAUGCAGCUGAAACUGAAAUGAAGUCUGUUCUUCUUCUAGUCCUUUGGAAAGAAGCUGUGCCAUUACUGUAGCACUUUAUUUUACCCUGUUUUAACUGUUUCUUUGCAGACUGAAAAUUUGAAACUACUUGGAGGUUGAUUUGUCGUUUAGUUCUAAUGGGCCUUUUAGGACUGUAUUUGAUAACUGUGGUGAAAUGUGCAGUUUGAAGAGAAUUGGUUGUUGCCAUGAGGCGGUGAAGUGUGAGCUCCUGUUUCUAAAGGGAAUGAAGACACUGAUUUGUCUUUUGUUGCUGUUUACAGUUGCUAUAAUAGCAGCUCUUCUUUCUUUCCUCUCAAAGGAAGCGUGAUGCCUUUUCCCAUGAUGCAUUUAGCAUUUAAUCCAUGAAUCACGUCCAGCGACACAUUGACCUGUUUGUCUUGUUUUAAUCAGACACUGUACAGAUGAUGAUGAUGAUGAUGAUGAUCUAUAACAUGGACGUUCUGUUGGUUGACGUUUCCACCGGUGAAUUUGUUUUUAUGAUUAUUUAAAUGUCCGUACGCAUGUCGGCCUUAAAGGGGAACGUGGGCGUUCAGACUUGAUGCUAGUUCGGGCGGCCUGGUUUUGAAGUUCCCUCCCUGCCUCCAAAGCCAUAUCGCUUCGGCCACAGGUACUGGAAGUGAAUAAUAAUCUGUCCACGUGUUAUUGGCUCCGUUUUGUUUUUCAGGUGUGAUUGUUGCAGUGUAGGAAGAGUCCGGAUGAGUUGGUGCAGAAACCAAACCGUUUUCAGCCAAAUGCACGAAGUGAAGGUUGCAGGCAGCUCUAGAGCCAAGGAAGAGGUGUUUAGGUAACAAGGUGCCAUCCCAUAAUAAUUAAUUUGGUAGAAAAAAAAAUCAUAAGCUGAACUAGGACUUGCUGGUACCGACUGAGCUGCAGGACGGUGGACGUUGGGUGUGAAGAUUGGAUUCCAGUGAGUUGUAGAUGAGGGAAACGGGCAGUUAGAAGCUGGGAAAGGAUGUUUGGACUCAACCAAGAGCUGAGGAUUCUCCAGUCAAACUAGAAUGAACAAUCGAGUGACUCAUUAAUCCACUUCACGCUGAGGGUGAAUGAACAAGCUUGGGAAAAGCUCCUUAUGUAACAAAGUCUGCUGGAUGGAAGGUGGCUUCACUUUGAAUCGCUUCAGAUCAUAUGAAAUGUCACAAACUGGCCUUUGCUUUGGAAACAUCAGUAUUUUUAGAUGAGUUUGGGUCGUGCUAUUAAACGCUGACGUCUAAUAAGGGAAGGAGGAAACAUCUUCUGCUCUUCAGCAGCUGCAGCUUGAUUCAAACUGCAAAACUCAUUUUUUCUCUUUGCACUAAAAUCUCUUAUUGUUAAGUUCAGGUUUUAAUUUAUUUUCACGUAUCAGAACAACCGUCUCAUUCUAAAGUAACAGAAGGAAGUGUGUUCCUCGUGUGUUCUGGUUGAGGACGUUAACGUUGGGGUGGUGGCUUCCAAAGAAGCGUUAAAUGAUCAGAAUGAGCUUUUUGAGUACUUUUAAAUUGUGAUCUCAUCUGCAUGUUCCGACUCCACCUGUAGAGAAAGAUGAGCCCUUUGCUUCCUGUUUGCUUCACAACCAGGUGUAGAAUGAUUCAACUGUAGAUCUGAGUUUAUGGGUGAGAAACUGAGCACAAGAACCUGUGAUUCUUUGGGACGAGGGGAGAUCAUGGUUUUGUUUUAGUUGGUGUAUGUUCUGUUGUCUGAUGAUGUUUUUCAGCUCUUUGCCUGUUUUCCUAUUUAAAAAGACCUUGGUGUAAAAAAAAAAAAAUACUGCAUUAUUUGAAUAAAUAAGAGAUUCGC